AUGCUAAAGCUUCCUAUCUCGCAACGUUUUUUGUUAUAUCCUUCCUACCUUCAUUCAUUCAUCCUAUUUUUCCUUUUUCUAUUCUUCUCUUUCUUUUUUCGUCAUAAAUUCCUUUCUUAUUCGCUUUCUUUUGUCUUCCGUUUGAUAUUUCUUUCUUUCUUUCUUUCUUUCUUUCUUUCUUUCUUUCUUUCUAGCGCCAUUUUUUUUUAUUUCUCCCAGCUUAAACUGAUCCUUCCUACUUUUCCCUCUUCCUUUCACCACGUUCUUUUACCACGCCCCUUCCUUCCUUUCCUUCCAUCUGCCUUCUAUUUUUCUCUUUACUCUCUUCUUUCACCCUCUUUCCCUUCCGCUAUCGUUUUUUCACUACUUUCUUAUCUCUAUUUCUCCCAAGACAUCCCUCCCUCCUUUCAGUCUCCUUUCCUCGUAACUUUUUUCCACUCCCUAAUUUUCUUUCCGCCUAUUUUAUCUCCCUCCUUCAUCACGCCCUGUUUUCCUGCUGCUUUUCUCCAACCAUUCCUCGCUCUUUUCCUUUCCCUGAUACCUUUUUCUUCUCUUUGGCUUUCUCUUCUUUUCUUUCUUUACCUUAUCAGCAUUCAUUGUGUCACUUAUCAUGACGUUUUCCUUAUUCGAUCUCCUGAUCCAGUCGCCUUCGCCCCCGGUCGUUCAUUUUACAUUUAUCUUUGCUAA
This is a messenger RNA of Acanthosepion pharaonis, 687 nucleotides long. Lineage: Eukaryota; Metazoa; Mollusca; Cephalopoda; Sepiida; Sepiidae. The record is from the annotation of a GenBank genome assembly.